GUGACUUUGGCCUGGCCACCAAAGUAGAGUAUGAUGGAGAGCGCAAGAUGACCCUGUGUGGGACCCCCAACUACAUUGCUCCAGAGGUGCUGGGCCAGAAGGGGCACAGCUUCGAGGUGGACAUCUGGUCCAUUGGCUGACUCACGUACACUCUGCUGGUGGGGAAGCCGCCGUUUGAAACGCCUUCGCUGAAAGAAACCUACAUCCGAAUCAAGAAGAACCAAUAUACUAUUCCCAAGCACAUCAACCCCGUAGCUGCUAACCUCAUCCAGAAGAUGCUGAGGUCUGACCCUGCCACGCGCCCAACUAUCGACGAGUUGCUGAAUGACGAGUUCUUCACGUCGGGGUACAUCCCCAGCCGCCUGCCCACCAGCUGCCUCACUAUUGCUCCUAGAUUUUCCAUUGCUCCCACUGGCCUUGAACUGAGCGGGCGAAAGCCGCUGACUGAGCUCAACAAAGGACGAGACGGCCCUGCACUAGAGAGCUUGCCUGAGAAGGAAGGUGUUGCUGCUCUGCGGGAGCUGGGAGAUGCUGUUGACACCCAUUUAGCUGACAUGUUACAGCAGUUGACUGCAGUCACCCUCGCCAAGCCCUCCGAGAGAGUGGUGGUGAGGCAAGAAGAAGCUGAGGACCCAGCCUGCAUUCCCAUCUUCUGGGUCAGCAAAUGGGUGGACUACUCAGAUAAAUAUGGUCUAGGUUACCAGCUGUGUGACAACAGCGUUGGAGUUCUCUUCAACGACUCCACUCAUCUUAUAAUGUACAGCGAUGGGGACAGCUUGCAGUACAUCGAGCAAAAAGGCACCGAGUCCUACUUCACUGUGAGAUCCUACCCCUCUGCCCUCAACAAGAAGAUAGAGCUAUUGAAAUACUUCCGGAACUACAUGAGCGAGCACCUGCUGAAGGCGGGCGCCAACAUCACGCCGCGGGAGGGGGACGAGCUGGCCCGGCUGCCCUACCUCUGCACGUGGUUCCGCACCCGCAGAGCCAUCACCCUGCACCUCAGCAACGGCACCGUGCAGAUCAACUUCUUCAAGGACCACACCAAGGUCAUCUUGUGCCCUCUUAUGGCUGCUGUCACGUACAUAGAUGAGAAACGGGACUUCCGCACGUACAAGCUGAGCCUCAUCGAGGAGCACGGGUGCUGCAAGGAGCUGGCCAGCCGGCUCAGCUACGCUCGCACCAUGGUGGAGAAGCUCCUCACCUCCAAGUCUGGUUCAGCUGCUGUGAAACCCUCUGCGUAGACCUUGUUCUCGGUGGACUCCACAUCUGUGCCAAACCGUCCCAGCUGUGCAUGGGGAGGUCUAGUAUCAUCCCUGCUCACACUCGCUCCACACAGCUGGGCUCCCACCCCUGGGUAUGGCCUGGUUGCCACAAGGAAGUGCCUGAUGCUGUGG
Molecule: messenger RNA, 1394 nt
Organism: Nestor notabilis (Kea)
Lineage: Eukaryota; Metazoa; Chordata; Aves; Psittaciformes; Psittacidae
Gene: PLK1
Product: polo-like kinase 1
Exons: 8
Biological process (GO): regulation of cytokinesis; protein phosphorylation; mitotic cell cycle
Cellular component (GO): spindle pole; cytoplasm; nucleus
Molecular function (GO): ATP binding; protein serine/threonine kinase activity; protein binding
Source: RefSeq, a predicted model, not a curated record